This is a messenger RNA of Cyclocybe aegerita, 840 nucleotides long. The record is from the annotation of a GenBank genome assembly. NCBI's taxonomy places the organism in Eukaryota, Fungi, Basidiomycota, Agaricomycetes, Agaricales, Hemipholiotaceae.
UGUUCGAAUUCGCGGAGAAGAAAGGUCUAGUGCUCCUCGACGCGUACCAUUAUCGGUUCCACCCAGCGUUAAAACGAGCAAAGGAAAUCCUGGGUAGUGGUGAACUGGGAGCCAUCAAGCACAUCCAAGUGGACUUCACCCUUCCCAAGGGAUUUAUGAGCGACAACGAUAUCCGUUUCGACUAUGCUUUGGGCGGAGGGGCAAUGAUGGAUCUUGGAUGCUACGCCAUGAACUGUAUCCAGUACGUGUCAUCGUCGGACCCGACAGAGGUGAUCGCAGCGGCACAGGACCCAUUCGUCCCCCACAAAGCCCCCAUGUCUUUCAUCAAGAACGUGGACAGGAGGACACUCGCGACGCUUGCUCUACCUAGGGAUGCAACUGCAAGCCUCGUUUGCGACCUGAGCGAGCCACCAAGCCUGGGCAUCAUUCCUAAAUUGCCCCAGCUCACCUUCUGGGUCGAAUGCGAGCUGGGCACGCUGGAGUUCUUUAACUUCAUCCUUCCGACCUUGUACCACUCUAUCACCAUCAAGAUUCGUGGAGGGCACACUCGGGUGGAGAAGGUGUACAAGGCGGCGCAUAGGAAAGGAGAGGAGUGGUGGUCGACGUAUCGCUACCAGCUGGAGGCGUUUGUCGACAAGUUGCGAGGAAGAGAGCUGGAGACGUGGGUACCAAAGCAUGACUCGAUAGCGACGAUGGCAUGGAUUGAGAAGGUGUACAAGAAGGCCGGUCUUGGGGUGGUGACAUGGGUCACUGUUCAUAACGGCUUUGGGAUGCUGUGCGAGGAUUUCACGACACCACGUUGGGCUUGUCUGUCUGAUGUGAAUGCAAGGCGGCCAUGAG